Molecule: messenger RNA, 317 nt
Organism: Staurois parvus
Lineage: Eukaryota; Metazoa; Chordata; Amphibia; Anura; Ranidae
Source: the annotation of a GenBank genome assembly
UACUGUGUGAGCUGUGAUUGGUCACAUGCUUGUCACAUGGUACAAAGCUGUUGUGAAUAGCCUUGUACCAUAUUUCACACAUAGUAAGCAAUGAUGUCAGAAGUGACAUCUUGCUUACACCUAUUCAUGUGAUCACUGAUUGGCCAAUCAGUGAUCCCAUGAUCGGUACCUCACACAGAGGACCUCACAUCACAGUGCCGCGCGCUCCCAGGGAACGUGCACAAUCCAAAAUGGCGGGCGCCGUUUAUGAACAGCAACCCGCCCCUGGACUGCCACCGUCCUGCCGUUUAUAUACAGCGGCCGGACAGGAAGUGUUU